UGAGUAGACAGACGACAGUGAGGAGUCAGUCAGUUGUUGUGUGCAGUGCGAGACGACGGAGGUGCGUGGCUGCCCCAGGGACACUUCGUCUUGACUCAGGCCACCGUCGUCGCUCUCUCCUUCCUCCUCCUCCACCUCCUCCUCCUCCUCCUCCUCCUAACUCCCAACCAUCGAUCGACUCCAGCAACAACAACAACAUCACGCUCGGGGGCUUAAUUCUCGCAGUCGCCGCUAGAUGGUGCCUAAUCCUUCGCUCCCGACUGUCACACCACUCCUCCGCCGCCUCCUUCUUCAGUAGCCGAACAGACUUGACAACAGUUACGGGCCGCACGCCCUCUCCCGCCGACCGCCUCCACACAUGUCCCUCUUAACGUGGUGGCGGUAAAAUGGCAUCAGCAGCACUGAAUGCAGGGCUGCUGGAGGCUUUAGUGGUGUCUCGUGGUGCUACGUCUCAGAACUCUGGGGAUUCUACCAAUCACCCAGGAUCUCCCAACAGCACAGGUGAAGAACCUACUCCAAACCAUCACUCCUACCUUCACGCCCACUUCCAGGGCGUGACUUCUCAUUUCAGCAGCGAAGUUGAUGCGCACGACGUCUCCACCUCAGGAGGAGACGUCACAACAGAAGACGACGAGGGAAGUCUUAACGAUCCAAUAUCCAACUACUACAGAUCAUUAGGAGAGGAACAGCAGCUUUUGGCGUCAGCUAAGAAGAGGCGCAAGCAGAGUAAACCUGUUCGCCUUCCUACACCCCAAGGAGAACCAGGUGUCACACAGGAAACUGCUGCUAGUAAACAAGAGGAAGCACAGUUUGACUCUGAAAUGUCAAAUCCAUCGGCAGAAGGUGAUGACAAUAUUACUUGCCAACACUGCAACUUAGAGGUCCCUACUGAAGACAGUCUCAGGCGUCACAUCAUAGAAGAGCACAUUGGGCAAUUAUUGAGUGAUGACGUGACUCGUCAACAUCAACAACAGCGUCACCAACAGCACGUGAAGCAUGAAUUGGAGCCAGGUGAACAAAGAAUUCGAGAGAGUGAGGGCACUCCUCUAAAUCUUUCUAGUCCUAAGUGGGAUGAUCGCCCAUCUUCUAGGCAUCAUGGAGGAUUUAGUCCACCUACUAGUGUACCCAUGCCCCCUUCAUUUAAUGAUGUAAAGCUCAGUUUGCCUAAUCUUCUACCAUUAGGACCCCCUCCAUUUUUAUUACCUUUUAUACACCCAGAACAUGAGCGGUAUCAUGGUAUUCCCCAUUCACAGCAGACUUCCUCUCCCUCUUCUUCUAGUGGCCAACAAAAUCGAAUAUUUAACCAAGAAGCAUACUGUGAAUUGUGCCAUAAAGAAUUCUGUAACAAAUAUUUCCUGAAAACUCAUAAAGCAAAUAAACAUGGAAUAUACUCCCCUGAAGUUAGCAGCUCUCCUACAGGCAUUCCCUCUGGGCAUUCUACUCCUCUUGGUCCUACAGUUCCCUUAACUUCACCACUAGGUCCAAGCAUUAGUGCAGGAAGUAUACCUGGGUCACCAUAUGCUGGUGCUUUCAUAACAGCUAAUAUGAACACCCUCCCACUUCGUCCUUUAUUGCCAACACAACAUAGUGCUAACAAAAUGAUGUCAGCAAACAAAGAUUCUAGUGCUAGUAACAAAACAGGGGGUGUUAUUAACUUGGAAGCAUACUGUGAAUUGUGUCAAAAAGAAUUCUGUAAUAAAUACUUCCUGAAACGUCACAAGGCAAAGAUCCAUGGUAUUAGCAUUGAUGUAGUUAUUAAGCCAAAAAAUCAUGGUCAGAUUCCUCCCAGAGUAGCUCCAGAUCGUCCAGAAGGGUGGUGUGAUGCUUGCCGCAGAGACAUUGGUGGUCGUGUCGCUCUCAAUGCCCAUAAACUACAAGCACAUGGCCCUCAUAUUGUUGCGCCCCUGCCUUCGCCUCACAAUACAUCUCCUCAAACACCAAGGAACCCAAGGACUCCAACACCAAAAGAGUCACGCAAAGACUUUCCAGAUCACAGGGAAUUACGAGACUAUUUCAGCCCUUGGGAUGCAAUCAAAGACCCUCGUGAAGUAAGCAGAGAAUCCUGGGAUGGUGAAGUUCCAAGAGACAUCAGAGAAUCAAAAGAUGGUCCUGUUCGAAGUCCCUGGGAUAGGCCUUUGGGCUCACCUUGGGAUGGGGUUCGAGAAAUACCAAGAAAUGAUCCCCACAGGGAGUCAGCAAAGGAAAACUCUUCAGAUCUAGUGAAUAACCAGGACUUCCAUAGGAAUGAGCCAUGGAAUAAUGAAGAUAAUCAUAGAGGUGACCAUCAUGAUAAGCACAGUGGCAGAGGUAGAUUACCUUCAAUUGGCAAUGUUUCAGAUACAAAUGAAUUUCCACUAGAUAAAAACGACAUUCAGGCAAUAAGAGAACAACAUCAUCGGGACUGGGAAAUGCGACAGAAAGCUUUGGAACAUCAAAGAGAAAGGGAACGUCAAUUUAUCAGACUUGAACAAGAUCGUGAAUUGCAAGCUCGAGAACGAGAACGAGAACGAGAACAGCAGCAAAGAGAAGACCAACAAAGGGAACAAGCACAUUUGCAAUGGGAAAGAGAAAGAGAAAGGGAGUUAAUGAUGUUGAGAGAACAGCAAUUAGAAAUGGGAAGGCAUGAGAGAGAACGUGAAAAUCAGUCAGAUAUCAAACACUUGCACCAAAUAGAAAUUAAGCAGGAGAAUCAAGAGGUUGAUAGUGUGCAACAUAACAGUGACAAACAGAAUGAAGAAAAGGUAACUCAUGAAAAAAAUAAUUUUGAAACUGAUAGAAUUUCCACAGAACAAAACUCCUUAGAAGAAGGACAAGUAACUACAACUAACAAAGAAACUACUAAUCUUGAGAAAUCACCAGAAAAUAGAGGACCAGUUGAAGAUCAGGAUAAGUUUCUGGAGCGAGAUGAAAGAAGUACUGAAGGAGAAGGUAGUAGGCACAAAGAUAGCAGAAAUGAAGGCUGUGAUGUUAGAUCUGUAGGGCAAGAAGGAAGUAGCUAUGAAAGCCGUGAAGAACCAAUGGAUGGUCGUGAAAUAAACAGGGAUCCUAGUAGGGAAGGACACAGAACUCCUGGAAGUAGUAGUGCUGAUGAUAACUCUAGAGAUACAGGAAUUAUUGCAAGAGUAGGGCAGCCAGCAAUGGUUCAAGCCCCACCUGGUACUAAAUUUACUCCUGAGCAGCUUAGACAGUUAGGCGUUAUAAACCCUGAUGCCUUCUGUGAACUUUGCUGCAAAGAGUUUUGCAACAAGUAUUUUCUUCGCACUCAUCGUAUUAAAAAACAUGGUAUAUACACACCAGAAUUUUCAGACAGGUCCAAGGCUCAACAUAAAGAUAAUUCUCAUCUUAAUUUAGCUCGUCUACUAGAACGUCAAGCUUUUGAUUUACGCCCUGCCCUCCCAGAUAUUGAAGGUGAUCUUGAGUGUGAACUUUGUCGUAGACCUUUCCCUAGCCCAUAUCUUUUACAGAUGCACAAGUACUAUUUCCAUGGUCCUGGACAAGAAGCAGUACAGCAUGAGCAACUUGCUCUUCAUCCACAACCAUCUCCACAUGAACAACUCCGCCAGUUAGCAUUACACGCCCAACAACAAGCAAGACAGCAACAUCAUCAACAACAACAGCAUAAAGCUAAAGUACAAGAGCACCAAAGACGUUUACAAGAACAUCAUGAUAAAUUUCAGUAUCAGAGAGAAGAAGAUAAAGACCAAUUGCAGUUUGACCAUGAGAAAAGAAUGAGUGAAAGUACCUCAGAAGAAGGAGAGAUAGAAAGACCAGAAGAAUUACCUCGUCCAUCUGUUAUUGAAUCAGCAGGAUCUGGUGAAUCUGAUGCUAGUGAAGACUUAAGGAAGUUACAGUCCAUGAUACUUCAACUAAAUCGUCAAGGAGAGAUGAGCCUGAGGUGUAGACUUUGUAACAAAGAUGUUGGAAAUAAAUACUUUUUGAGAGCUCACAUGAUGACAGAACAUGGCAUUCUUGGGAAUGAAGAUGUUUCUGUAUCUACUCCAGCAAGUGAAGGAGCGCAAACUCCCAAAACCCCAUGUGAACCUAAUCCCAAAUCAUCUUCCCCUACUACACCUUCUGGGGAAAACCAGGCCUUUUGUAAUCUCUGUAAGAAGGAUUUCUUCUCUCGUUAUAUUCUACAACAACACAUGCUAAGUACUCAUGGAGUGUUUACACCUCCUGCUCCUCCUGCAUCCUUCAUGGAAAGAAUACGAGCAGAAGUAGAAAGUCGAGAAGACAGAAAACCCCAAUCUACUUCACGCUCAUAUUGUGAAAUAUGUAAUAAGGAACUCUGCAAUAAGUACUUUAUGAAAACGCACAUGUUAAAAAUGCACGGAAUCAACUUAGAAAAUGGAGUAUCUGGUGGGGUAACAUGUGAUCUAUGCAACAAAGAGCUUUGCAGCAAAUAUUUCUUGCGAGUUCAUAAGCAAAACACUCAUGGCUUAGUAGAAGAAGGUAGAGAAGAAGGAGAGGGAAUUGACAGGUCAGAGAUAGAAUCAUGUCCUCUUUGUCCUCGUUUAUUUAAGAAUCGAAAAUGGCUAAAGACUCAUUUAACUAGCGAUCAUGAUGAUAUAGGAAAGGAAAAAUGGCGCGAAAUAGAAGCCACUAUGGUACCUCGAGAGCCUAUCCAAAAACGUGGUCCAUCCUGCAGUAUUUGUGGCCAGUGUUUGCCUGAUUUAGUUUCUCUCCAACUUCAUGUUAUAAAGAGCCAUGGCACACAUGAAAGUAUUAUGGAAUCUGCGCAACGCACAGCAGCAGCAUCAGAGGAGGCUAAAGCACAUCCUUUACAGUGCUCGUUAUGUCCAUUCACAACUUCUACACCAGCACUUUUGGUUGCUCAUGCACAUACACAUGCUCAAGGUAUGCCAUCCCUUCCCGGAGUAUUAGGACAGACCAUCCCAUGUCCAUUAUGCUCUCAAGUAUUACCAAACUUUGAAGCUUAUCAGCACCAUUUAUUACAGCAUCAACUUCAAGGUCUUUUAAAGCCUCUGUUUGAAAAAGAAACAUUAUCAUCAGAGUCAAACACACAGGGACCAUAUGAACCUUCAAUGAACAAGGGUGAGUUUGUAGAAGUGCAGACCAAACCAAGAAGACAUAAAAAGAGGUGGCGUUGCUCACAGUGUGGAAGAAAAUUCAAGUCAAGAGUAUUGUGCCUAACCCAUGUGCAUGCCACUCACAACCCAAGGGCACGAGGAACAUGGUUAGGUCGACCAGCUGUUCAACGCAGGCUAUAUAAAUGCAGAAAAUGUGGUGCGGUUGCGAGACGGCUCACCGCACUUAGGCAGCAUAUAAGAGAGCAACAUCGCACAGGACCUAGUGUUCCAACUAGUCAUGCUACUCCAACUAAGCCAAAAACUGCUGGACGGUUUGUAAUGCAACCUUUUUUGUUAAAUAAUGAAAGUGGUGAAGAUGGUGAUGGUGAAGAAGGAAGAAAUGAAAAGCAUACUCUUUCUGAAUGUCAGUUUGUACCAUCACUGGUAUAUCUUCCUGUAGCACGCCGUGUUCAGCAUCCUCUAACUGUCUCCUUUAGCCUCACUCCAGCGUGAGCUUUGCGUCUACUGGCGCACCAUAACUCAGGGUCUUGCUCUUCUACAAAGUACAAUCACGGGCUGGGCUCAGCUUGAGUUCUACACAGCUUGAGGUGCUGCCCUGUGGACUGCAGUGCCUCGCUGACUAACACACCAUACAGGUGCUACACGUUCGCAUCUGUAGGAGAAGCUAUUCCUUCUGCAGUACGGAUGAGAUGAUAUGAAGUGGUUACUGUCCAGCGUGGCCUGCUGUUCACCCCGUAAUUUCCUCUAUAUCACUGUACCUCAGUACCAAUCAAAACCGGGAAACUUCCCAUUACCUAUUUCAAGAGUAGUAUCUUGAUUCUGAUGGUGGGUGGCCUGGGUUGUGAGGGCACAGGAUGGGUGGGGGCGUUGGUUGCGUCCAACACUUUGCUAUAUCAGGUGGACCCCACUGGUUUUGUAAAUAAAUGAUAAAAGAUCUGAAUGCAUUCACAAAUGUGUAUUUUCCAUUGUAUAUCUCCCCAAUAUUUUUUUUCCACAAAAACACACAUGAUAACUUCAGCUUCCUUUGUAUCCUUUGCAAUCUAUCAAAUGCAAGUAUUCAUCUAAUUUUUUUCUGCCCUUGAAAAUGAAUUGUGCAGAGAACAGAGGGUGUGUUUCAGAUUAAAUAUGGUUCUGUACCAUUUGCACUUACUGCCGAAGAGUAGCUAUGGUAAAGAAAGGUCUGAGGCCAAAGUUUUAUCAAACAAAAUCAGGGGCUUCUUCCCCUCAAGCUACAAGCACACCCUUCCUUAUUAACAAGAUAGAUCAGUCACUUAUAUAUCAGCUGAUAUUUUUAAACAAUUAAUAAAGCAUGCCAACGGAAUAUGUGGGUGUCCAGCCAGCUGAAGGGGCCUUCCCCUACCCUGCCCUGUGCCCGACCGUCAGGGAUAAACGAUAACUCUUCUUUCAUAUUAUUAUUACAAUUAUUAUAACUAUUAUUAUUAUCUAUAUGUAUAUCUUCAACUAAGGUUUAGUAUUGUAUACAGGUCAUUUGGAUGUGUGUUAAUAUUAGUUUAAUUAUAUAACAAAUAUAGGAUGGACGUUCUUAUUUAUGGAGUACUUAUUUGAGUCUAGAUGAUGACGAUGAUGAUUGAUGCUGAUAAUGCUAAUGAUGAUGAUCAUGAUGAUGGUGGUGAUGGUUGUCUUUGCAAGUCUGACCGUUCGCAAGGUGGCUUUGCUGAUACUUAGUUAAGAGGACUCCAUUUGUGUGGUUUUUAAAGGUUUGUGAAUUGUGAGUGUACUGUCCACCUGGCGUAGACACCGACUUCGCAGAGACAACCAGAAACGUGUAUUGUACAGUGUAGUGUAGCUCGUAGCCUUUAGUAGCAUAGAUAAAGGUCCUCGUUGUUUCAAACUGUGUUGAUUCUGGCGAGGCUGCUGCUGCUGACGCCUCUCUGACAGUUUGCGUUCAUUCCAGAGGCCAAUGUGGAUGUGCAGUAUUGUGUACGGGGGGAGAAAAAGGCGCGCAAAGUUGAUUUUGUGUACGGGGGGGAGGAAAAGGCGCGCAAAGUUGAUUCAUUGUCAGUGAACGAGUGCCAUUGUGAUUGUGGAGAACAUCCAGCUAACUCACUACAAUUUUCUGGACUUUUCAGGAGAUGAGUGACUUAACAAGAAGUGAGAUUUUCCAACAUCACAGAUCUCUGGCAAAAUGUUUUCAGUUAUGAUAAAAACCUUCAUCUAUUCAAUUUGUUAUUCUGAGUGACUAACGUUAAAAAGACUUUGAACAGUGCUAUAUGCUUAUAUCGAGUGGUGCACACCCUUGCUGUCCCUCAUAAGAACAGAAAAUAUAGUUUCAGCAAUAUCAUAUAAAAUUGUUUAUUAUUUCAUUCAUUUAAUUAAAUAGCUAACAUAUUUGCACGGUUUUUAUUUUUUCUAUUUACUUGCUUGUUUACUUCUUUUAGCAGCCUUGUAAGUACAUCAUCUCCACUCGAUUUUUUAUACGGGCAAGAGCCCGUGCCAGCACUUGGCUGGCUCAAUUUAACAAUAAAUUAGUUUCGUCAAAUAAUACGAAUGUCCAAUGGUACUCGCUCGCAACACAACGCCGUUCAUAAGCAAUGAAAAAAAAGACAUAAAAAAAGACAUAAAUGGCUAGUUCUAGUUCCAGAUAUUCUGGAAUGUAUGUCGUACCGCGAUGCCCUUUUUCCCCUCGAAGAAAAAUCUGUGUUAAUCCAUGUCAACUGUCUGCGUGAAAGGAGAUACCAACGAGGCCAUGAUGGUCAGUAUACCAAUUCAUGGGUGAAUCCAGAAGUACCCAAUCUCUGUGUAUAUACGGUGUUACUGUAUACCAUACUGUUACCUAUGCUGUGUAUAUCGACAGGCUCUGCUGAAACUCUUCUGAAGUUGCUUCUUUUUUUCUGACUCCAGAGCAAUGUCCUUCGGUUCGAUUUUUCCUCUAGCUACUGCGGUCCAUAGAGCAGCGAUCCGUCAUGAUGAAUAUGAGAGAUGCUUUAUUGUCCAACCGAACAAUGUUAGUUUUCCUCCUGCAGUGUAAAUGCAAUGGCGCUUUGUACAGUCAAUGUGAUUAUUUUUUCUUUUUUGCUCAAAUCUGUGAGUGGAUUAUAUGAAAUGCAACUAAUAUAUUCUGGUCAUUCCAAGUCAAAAUUGUUAGUAUCCUCAGUAGGCUGUUUCCAAGGUCAGUGAAUAUGUAAGAUUUGUGUUGAUAGGUCCGUUCCAACCUGAGUUACGUCCCGACGACGGUGAUUGGUCAGAAUUAACAAGUGGGGGACGGGCCGCCCCAUUGGCCCAGUCGCCCUCGAAGAGAAACUUAUUUUGUGAAUGAAAAAUUCGAAUCCUGUCGAGGUUACGUCCUCAGGUUGAAACAAUUGUUUACAAAUUUUGUUAUGUAUAUUACAAUUAUUUUUUAAUACUAACUCGGGUUCUGGAUACUCUCUUCUUUUUUAACCUCUGUAUUUAUUAUUAUUUUUUUUAGUCAACCUGAAUUCAUUUUUUAUAUGGAGUUAGGAAUUAGAUGAACAAUUAUCAAGGAUCUGUCAUUGUUUCCAUUCUUGGAAACUGACGAUCAUAAACUUGUAUCUUUAGAAGUGUGCCAUAGAUAUUUCAUCGACCUGCCAUGCUCGUUAUUGUCUUUUUUUUUAUUAAUCAUUUUAAUUGUUUAUUUUCUAGUCAUACUAGCAAAGCAGAAAUCAUUUACAUGGGUGUCAACCUAAUGAGAAAACAAUAGCAUUACCAAUUUGUACCAAAUUUCCCAUCUAUAUAUAUGUAUAAUUUUUUUUUCAUUUACAUUUUGUUCUUCCUUAAGAUGACUGGAGAGUGUCAGGACGUUUUAGAAAAAUACUGAUUAAAUUAAUAAUUGUCUAGUCAAAGUCGAUCACGUUGAAUAUUGUCACGUUAAACAAUGAACGAAAAAAAAUUGUUUG
Messenger RNA from Macrobrachium nipponense, 8926 nucleotides. RefSeq lists its product as uncharacterized. NCBI's taxonomy places the organism in Eukaryota, Metazoa, Arthropoda, Malacostraca, Decapoda, Palaemonidae. The record is from RefSeq and is a predicted model, not a curated record. The coding region runs from base 387 to 5543 and encodes 1718 amino acids. The transcript has 2 exons.